This is a messenger RNA of Fraxinus pennsylvanica, 417 nucleotides long. The record is from the annotation of a GenBank genome assembly. NCBI's taxonomy places the organism in Eukaryota, Viridiplantae, Streptophyta, Magnoliopsida, Lamiales, Oleaceae.
AUGAGAAUUCGAGGAAAAUCAUCUGCAAGUUCUGUUUCUUUUUCAUCGUUAUGUUCUUCGCCUGCUGCAUCUUCUUCCCCGCCUUAUUCUGGCUCAUCAAUCACCAUAAAUUCUUCAGUUUCAUCGCAAGAUUCGUCAAGUUCAUGUCCAUUCCCAUCAACUUCGAUGGCUACUAGACGCUGCCACGGCCUCGAUCUACUAGUGAAGGCGAUUCAUCAAGUGACUGCUGGGUCUGUUGUGGGAUACCCGUACAUUCAACGACGCGUGAUGAUCAGAAGAAGAAGAAGAGAAUUGAAGUUCGAUGGGUUUACAAUUGCUGAAUUCUUGAAGGAAGAACGUGAACAGAAUGAGAAAAAGAAAUUGAAUAAAAAGGGAAAAUCAGUGACGAAGAGGCACAAGAGAAUGACGGUACCAUGA